GUUCGUAAACAAACAAAUACGUAAAUAAUACCGUAAUUAUAUUGGUUAUACCAUUCUCGGGGAAAAAAAAAACGAAUAAGAAUACGACCGGCUGCAAUGGCGACACCAAAAAAGAUGGAAAAAAGUUAUAGAAUGAGUAGUUUGUCCGAUUGUUUCGGUAAUUUACCAAACGAAUCUGUUCCUAUAAACACAGAUAAAUUAAAUCGCAAAGUUGUCUGCAUCGAAUACCCUGGCAUUAUCAAGAAUGUUUCACGAGCCAUGGAGACAUUGGGUGGUCUGGAAGAAAUAAAUAAGAGAUAUGUUGAUUCCAACCAAAGAUUGGAACUUCGCUGGAGACCUGCUGACCCAUAUUGUAAAAGCUCCUAUGGAGAUAGCAGCAACACCAACAACUUAUUGUUUCGGUUUAAACGGCGGAAAAGGAAGAAGCUAGAUGGUAGCUAUGACUAUGAGCACAAAGUGGAGAUCUUGGGGAUUGUCAAAGUAACUUUCAGAUUCCAAGGUAUGGUAGACUUUCAAUAUUUACCAAUGAUAUCACAUUCAACUGGUGAGAAUGAAGCAAAGACAUUUACCAGUAUAUUUGACAAAUUGGUUGUCAAGUCACCAGAAGACGUUAAAGACUGGCUUAAAGUCGAUGUCCCUUUAUUCCUGCCACCUAUUAUAUUCUCCCGUAUGGAUACACCCAUGGAAUACCUCUACAGAUCUGAGAUGCAACAUCGUUCUGGCUUUGUAAAUCCCCAAGAUCAACGUCCAAGUCAUCUAAUUGGGACAGCCAGGCAAAGACGAUCUCGUCACACAAUAUUUGUAAAUUUUGAGGACAAGACAAUUCCGUCAGAAUCAAUGAGUGGUGCUGAAGCAACCCUGCGAGCCAAAGUAAAGAAUCCAAACCUUGAACAAAGGCUUCGAGAGUUGUUCGAUCAAAAACCGAUUUGGUCAAGGAAUGGCAUUUGCGGUGCUAUUGACUGUCGGCGUGACACCUUGAAGUACGUUCUCCCGCUGGUUGCCUAUUACUUCAUCACAGGACCUUGGCGCAGUCUGUGGGUAAAGUUUGGCUACGAUCCUCGCAAAGACCCAGCAGCAAAGAAAUAUCAGAUUGUUGACUUCAGAGUUCGACAACGUGGUGGCAAUGCUGGGUUUGACAUCAAAGCAAAACGUAGCACCUUCAGUUAUAAAUUACCUACAGUAAUCACCAAACAGACGGGUCAAGUUGCUACAAUCAACCGGUCAGGACUGUUACCAGGGAAAGACCAACGAGAAACCACAACUCGUACAAAAGAAGAAGCAGAGAGUACUUAUAAGUUCCGAGCCCAUAUCCUACCACCAUUUCGUCAGAUGUUCUAUCAGAUUUGCGACAUAGUAGACGAUGAUGUACAAUCUUUACUUAACCAAAACAACGGACAGGAAACGGUCUGUGAUGAAAAGGAUGGUUGGUGCACCAAAGAUAUGAAUGACAAAUGCCGUGAGAUUAUGUACCAUAAACUCAAUACUUAUUCUCCGGUCGGUGAUAAUACUGGGAAGAAAGUUCCGAAAAAGAAACCUGUGAAACAGAUAUUCACUUCUCUUGCCAGUUCAGAUGACAGUGACUCAGACGCUCCAGAGGAAGACCCCAUUAAUGAGAUGGAGACUGAAAUGUUAGACUGUGUGUAGAACUGCUAAAUUGUUGACCAACAAUCAUGUUCAACAUCUGAUCACCACAUUACUUAUGAUCAUUCUAUUAACCAUGAACAUUAACAUUAUUGUGUAACUUUCAUAGGCUUUUUUGUUUUGUUUCUCUCCUGUAGUAAAAAUCUCUUUGUAUUUA
This is a messenger RNA of Octopus bimaculoides (California two-spot octopus), 1798 nucleotides long. Its product is annotated as general transcription factor 3C polypeptide 5-like. Lineage: Eukaryota; Metazoa; Mollusca; Cephalopoda; Octopoda; Octopodidae. The record is from RefSeq and is a predicted model, not a curated record. Gene Ontology annotation, biological process: transcription initiation at RNA polymerase III promoter. Gene Ontology annotation, molecular function: RNA polymerase III type 1 promoter sequence-specific DNA binding; RNA polymerase III type 2 promoter sequence-specific DNA binding. Gene Ontology annotation, cellular component: transcription factor TFIIIC complex.